UGAUUAUGAUCAUGCGAAAAUUGCGCAUUUAAUUUAAAUAUUUCGCGGCAACAGUUUAUUUUCAAAAUGAUGAAGAUACUGCUAGUGAUAACGCUAUGGACGUUAUGCGAAGCGUCGUACCCUAGUCGGAUGGCGCUGAAGAUGAGGAAUCCCGUAGCGUUCCGUCCCGGCGUGAUGCUGCAGCGGCCGAUGUACCAGCAACGGAUCGUACCAACCGCGUCGAGGAGGGCCCCUUUCAUUUUGUACAGGAAUUUCCCGCACCAUAGAUACGCCAUGAAGCAUGUCAACCCAGUUCCAACUCGCAACGUCUUCAGCCCCUGGAAGACGACUAGGCUGCCGAUACCCAGCUCGACGCAGGAGUAUGACUUCGUGCGACCCAUGGCCUCUCCACUUAUACAGCCAGAUGGUACAGGUGCUAUCCACACUAUCCCAGCGCCUAACCUCAGUCUGUCCGAGAAGCCGAUUGUCGUCAUGGACUCCUCGGAAGGCAGUAGUGAGAGCGAAUCUUCUGAGUCGCCUCGGCCGACAUAUGAAGUAACGGAGAAAUAUGCUGAUCAAUCGAUCUAUCAACACAAUCCAAGAAUCGAGCAUCCAAUCGGAUUUUCCAAAGCAUCUACACUGUCCGCGGCAGAACUGCAAACUAUAAUGAGGAAUAAUGCAGCACUACAUAUAGCCUCUGAGUAUGGUCUACCGAUACAUCUAGGAACCCAACCUGUCUCGGAGAAUUCUGUGAUCCCACAUCAGUUCGCAAUGCAGGGCUUCCAUGGAACUCCCCAAGACUUUAAAGCGGCGGAAGGAUUAAUAAUGGCCCCGAACGGAAUAUACCAACAGUUCCCAACUAUAUUCCAGCAAUUUCCGCCAACUGAGUUCCUCCCAUUCACCCAAGAUUUUCCACCACAAGUACAAAUUCAAACACAAGCACCUGAGACCGAACCUCCUUUGUAUUUGUUACAAAAUGAACAGAUUACCAAACAGGUGCCAUCGUCAUUCGUUCCCAGUGAAGAAAAGAACUUAGUCCAAAGAGAAACACAACAAAGUCCAGUAAUAUCUUUAGUGCCUCAAGCAUUUACUAUCAAAAACGUUUCGGAAAAUAUAAUUGAUGUUGACCUUACCACUGCAGCCAUACCACAAAAUUCAACCGUUGACUUAGUAACAACCGAAACACAGACCACUAGUACAAUUAAGCAAGUUGAAACGAGUACAGAAGAUCAUAAAUCAGUACCUGUAUAUUACGCUCAAAUAGGUCAAAGCGUUGGUAAUGUUAUUGCAAAUGGAUUUUACACUGCAUUAAACGAUGUGAGAGCUACUAUGGGAACUGAAUUCGACAAAGUACAAAAUAAAACGAAUACACAAAAAGACAACAAAGUUAACAUAACUACAACGAUUCCACCCACGACAACCACAAGGGAAACAAAAGCUUUGUUCAUGCAGCAUCAAAAUCUUGAUAAAAAUGACAAAGUUGAUGCUCUCAAAAAUUUAAUUGCAACACCGUUCGAAAAGACAGCUGAAUCAGUUAACGUGGCUUACACUUUACUGCGAGCAAAUGAGAAACAGGCUAAAGUUAACCAAGACGGCGAAAUAUUUGCAGGACAACUAGUUGAAGCUAAAAUAAGCGAAGAUCAAGACUUCAACAAAGAAAAAUCUGUUUUGGCUAAUCGGCCACCAGUUCGUAUGUUUUCCGUAACAGAAAAGAGGGUCUCUGAACAAACUCCACAGAGAACAGUAGUUAAGGCCAAGAUACCUCCUAAAAGUAAACUGACGUUUGAUGAUAAAACUGGUGAACCAGUUUUGAGAGUUUACGCUAGUUAUGUUGAUAAUCCCGCACAGAAAGAAGCAGUAACUACGAAGCUAGCAAACAUGAAACGUAAAGAGGCACCAAGGAAACAGGAUAACUUUGAUUGGAAAACGGAUACUAUUAAAAGCUUCGACCAAGAUGAAGCUGGUAUAAACCAUAUGGCUCAGUUCGGGUUGAAGAUAAAGUCGAGAAGCGAUGAUUACAUGCCAAUAUUUGACGACUAUGAGGAGUAAAGUUGCGCCAUACGAUGUUUACAUCCUUUUACAAAAACAUUAUUAACUAUGCAGUGUCCGAAUGCACAGGAUAGGUUCUACUUGUAAAAAGAGGGUUUACUACGAAUUCUCAAAGCAGUAAUAUUUCAAUCAUUAUUUAGUAUAAUGGAUUCUUAUUUUUAGGAUGUUAUAUGUUUUAAUUUUUAACUAAUAAUGCUUUUAGCCAUAGCAGUAAACCGUUUGAAUACUAUUCUUUGUCCUGAGGGUUCUAAAAUCCAAACCUACUGGUAUUUUGACCAUUUGAACCAGACAUUCAAUUUGUAUAAGUAUAUUGCACAUGUAUCUUUUUUCAGUUCUUUUAAGAAAACGUCACAGAAUGUAUUUUGUGGGUAGUUUACAAUUUCAGUGUCAAACAUUGGCAAUAUCCAUGUUAUAUAAGGGCCUACCUUUAUUAUUCAUUGUUCUCAGGGCCUACCAUCUAUUUCCACCGAUGAUAUAAUUAUAAGAUAGCCAUAUCGCAUUAUAUAAUCAUCAAUUUUAUCUGUGUGGAGGUGCUAACACCGUGCGUUCGUAACCAAUGUGACUUCAUUGUUAUUUUCAUAUUCAAGUAACUACUAAAACAACAUUACAUCAAAAGGAAAUUACUUUGGAAUUAGUUACAUAGCAGCAUCUUAAGUUAUAAUCCCCAUAUUAUUAGAAAAAUCUCUAGUUGUUUAUAGAUGCCCCAACGUUUAAUUAAAAUUUUAAACUGAUGUCUCAAGGCUUAAAAUAAAGCAGUCUUAGUUUUACACAUAGGAAUCCUAAUAGCAAAUACAACCUUUAAGUAUAGAAAAAACUUGUCACCGAACGACUGCUCCCAGGGACCGUAUUACUAAAAGUUAAGAGUGGAAAUACUACACGCUGGGAGUACAACGGCGUAAAAUAGCUGUUUUAGAGCGUAACAAGAAAUGUAGUUUAAAAAUUACAGUGAAGGCGCUGUUACAAAUUUCUUUUUCGUAUCAAAUAACAAUUUGUGUGCUCUGAGUCUCGUUCGCGGCAACAAGGUGACACGUACACAUUUCUAGUCGGAUUUUAAUUUACUGCAGCAAACUGACAUUUGCUAGUGUCACAUGGUAAAAUAAUGUUGCCACAUUUAUUUUAAUAGUGAUGUUCCAGCUCAUUAGUGAUUCAAUUCACUUGCAAAAAACUAUACCUUAUAAUAAUAAUAAUAAUAAUUCUAAAUAUGAAUUAAAGUAAGGUGUCAAUAGGUAUUUAUUAAUAAAUAAUUGCAAUAUAGGCAGAUUAAAAAAACGCAUCGUGUCAAUCAUCUCUUUUUAUCACAUCACUAUUUUCGUCCCAUUAAAAUUCGAUAACACAGUUAACGUCCGUUUACUCCAGCGAAUUAUUAUUCCGACUUUGUCUUGUUAUUAAGAUUUCUAUAGUUUUAUACAUUCCUUAGCGUUAACAUUAAUUAACUACUACUAAGUAAAAAUAACGAUUUUAAGUAUUUAUGUGUAAAUAUACUCUGUAUUAUGUUUAAGUGCCUAACCUUAUUAUUUUUAACGAGAUAUUUUAUGCAUUUAGAU
Pararge aegeria (speckled wood butterfly) is the source of this 3572-nucleotide messenger RNA. RefSeq lists its product as uncharacterized. Bases 67 to 2028 code for a protein of 653 amino acids. The transcript is spliced from 8 exons. The record is from RefSeq and is a predicted model, not a curated record. NCBI's taxonomy places the organism in Eukaryota, Metazoa, Arthropoda, Insecta, Lepidoptera, Nymphalidae.